Molecule: messenger RNA, 1225 nt
Organism: Sipha flava (yellow sugarcane aphid)
Lineage: Eukaryota; Metazoa; Arthropoda; Insecta; Hemiptera; Aphididae
Product: serine/threonine-protein phosphatase 2A activator-like
Exons: 7
Coding region: 42-1130 (362 amino acids)
Biological process (GO): mitotic spindle organization
Cellular component (GO): nucleus; protein phosphatase type 2A complex; cytoplasm
Molecular function (GO): protein tyrosine phosphatase activator activity; peptidyl-prolyl cis-trans isomerase activity
Source: RefSeq, a predicted model, not a curated record
UGAUAACAACAACAAGAACGACGACGGCGAUAGUAUUGUAAAUGAUAACGUAUCGCACGAGUAGGCGCACUAAGGGAUUUGGGAACAUCGUGGUAUUGAUUUUACACGUUUUCACGGUUAAAGGUGGAAUGGAGUUCAAGACCAGAGUGAAAAAUGAAAGUGACAUUGAAGAGUGGGAAAAAUCUGAAGCAUACGAUGAUUACAUUGGAUUUAUAACAGCCAUGAAUAAAUCUGUGACUGCCAUACCAUUGAAUAAAACUUUAAUAUUGUCAGAUGAGAUUAAAAAGUUCUUAAGAAUUUUAAACAUGAUAGAUGAUUGGAUUACAGAAGUUGAACCAUUAAAAGAAAGCUGUAGAUUUGGAAAUAAAGCAUUUUCUACAUUUUACAAUUUAUUAAAAAUGAGAUUGUCAGAUAUACUGUCAAACGAAAUUUUAUUGGAUGAUCAACAAUAUGUUACAGAACUAACAGCAUAUAUUGUUGAUAGUUUUGGAAAUCCAACUCGUAUUGAUUAUGGCACAGGACAUGAACUAUCAUUUUGCAUGUUUUUGUGUGGCUUAUAUAAAAUUAACAUUUUAAAACAGAGUGAUAGUAAAGCUACAGUAAAUGUUUUAUUUUCAAGAUACUUGGAAAUUGUUCGAAGACUUCAACUUAGAUAUCAAAUGGAACCAGCUGGAAGUCAUGGUGCUUGGAGUUUGGAUGAUUAUCAGUUUGUACCUUUUAUUUGGGGUAGUGCACAGUUAAUUGAAAACCCUGAUCUUAAUCCCAACUUGUUUGUUGAUGAAAAAGUUGUACAAUUGUUUAAAUCAAAAUAUAUGUUCUUGGGGUGUAUUGAUUUUAUAAUGCAAGUAAAAAAAGGAGUAUUUCAUGAACAUUCCAACCAACUCUGGAAUAUUAGUGGUGUACAAAGUUGGAAUAAAAUUAAUGAAGGUCUUAUUAAGAUGUAUAAAAAAGAAGUUCUUGGAAAAUUUCCAAUCAUACAACAUGUACCAUUUGGAAAAAUUUUUCAAUUCAAACAGUGUGAUAAAAAGAAAACUUUUGCUACAUCUUCAACAAUCAAAGUUUCCUCCCAAUCAUUAUUGGAGAAAUUGAAGAAACCUGACACAUUAGAGCCAAAUAUUAUUAAUAAGUAAAUUAUUGUCCCACCUUUUGUAACAAUUUUCAUGUAUAUUCUAUGUUUAUAAUUUAUUUAUUUUUUUAAUUAAAAUAUAAGUUAUAAUAUAAUUUA